UGUUGCCCCGGCCCUCAUCCAGCGUUAGCGGCGGAGUUUUCUACGGUAAAGAAGACGGAUCGGAUUUUCAGUACCAACUAGAAAGUCCAGUUCGACCGACCGAGAUGUCACAGGAGCAUGACAAUAAACGUGCGGUCCUGGUUCUCCAGAACGAGCCGGGCUACGGCAGCCAGCGUCGCUCCUUCACCACAGAAGAUGAAGCCUGGAAGUCAUUUCUGGAGAACCCGCUGACGGCUGCCACCAAGGCCAUGAUGAGCAUAAAUGGAGACGAGGACAGCGCUGCAGCACUGGGCCUGCUCUACGACUACUAUAAGGUGCCCAGGGAAAAGAGAACAAUACCGCAGAGCAAGCAAGAAUCACUGGUCUGUGAUGUGGAUCCCAACAAAAGACACCAGAUCCAGGCUGGACACUCCAUUACUCCACUUCAGGAAGCCGGUAUGGAGAACAGGAUCCAGGUUCUCAAGGGACCCUUCAAUAUUCUUCAGCUGGCCCAGGAGAAGAGGGCCCAUUUCCCUUCACCAGACACGACCGUCACGCUUUCCAUUGUGCCAAACUACCCGCCCGUCAAGACAGAGGUGCCGGCCCAUGGCUUCUCAGUGACCAUACCGAACAACUGCACCGAAACCGACAGCCAUGUGGGUGUCUUUGACCGCCAGCUCACCCACAGCACGGUCCAGUUCAGCCCCAGCACCCAGUCCCGCACGCCCCCCGACUCCACCUAUUCAGAGAGUUUCAAGGAUGGUUCCCAGGAGGUGUUUUCCUUCCCAGGGGAUCUCCAGUUACGGAUGGCCUCCAUGACGCCUGAGGAGUACCCGCCGUUUGACACCGUGCCGGGGAAUAAGUUUGAGUACACUCUUGAGGCGUCCAAGUCUCUGCGUCAGAAGACAGGUGACGGGACGAUGACGUACCUCAACAAGGGCCAGUUUUACCCAAUCACCCUCAGGGAGGUUGACAACAAAGGAAUGCAGCAACCCAUUACCAAAGUCAGGAGUGUAGUGAUGGUGGUGUUUGGAGAGGAGAAGUGCAGAGAUGAUCAGCUGAAACACUGGAAGUACUGGCACUCCAGACAGCACACGGCCAAACAGAGGUGUCUGGACAUUGCUGACUACAAGGAGAGCUUCAACACCAUCGGCAACAUCGAGGAGAUUUCCUACAACGCCAUUUCCUUCACCUGGGACACAAAUGACGAAGCCAAAAUCUUCAUCUCCGUCAACUGCCUGAGCACAGACUUCUCCUCUCAGAAGGGCGUGAAGGGUCUUCCUCUGAACUUGCAGAUUGACACCUACAGCUACAACAACCGCAGCAACAAGCCCAUCCACCGUGGCUACUGCCAGAUCAAGGUCUUCUGCGACAAGGGAGCUGAGAGGAAGAUUCGAGACGAGGAGAGGAAGCAGUCCCGCCGGAAAGGAAAGGUCCCUGACCUCAACCCUAGCCUGACCUUUGCGGAUGUCAAAUUGCCUAUCCUCCAGAAACGCAACGAUGUGACCACCUUCAAGAUGAUGAACGACUUCGAGACCCAGCCUGUCCUUUUCAUUCCUGACCUUCACUUCUCCACCUUCCAGCGCCACCCUUUCCCAACAGAAGAUGGAGAGGAAAGCUCGGGCAUGAAGAGACAACCUUUCAGUGAUGAUGAGUUCAGUUCACCUCCAAACAAGAUGGUGAGAGUGGAGGAACCAAAGAAAGUCCUGCUGUACGUGCGCAAGGAGACAGAGGAGGUGUUUGAUGCCCUCAUGCUGAAGAAUCCCACGCUGAAAGGCCUGGUGGAAGCUAUUGCAGAGAAGUACGAAUUACCUUUGGAUAAGGUUGAAAAGGUCUAUAAGAAGUGCAAGAAAGGGAUUCUAGUCCACAUGGAUGACAACAUCAUCAAACACUAUUCCAACGAAGACACCUUCCAGAUCACCAUGGAAGAGUUGGGUGGCAUGUACAAACUCACCCUCACUGAAAUCUGAUUGGACAGGAGGAGGUGACAUCACCCAGAACUGCAGGGUGGAGGACAAAUAAAACGGAGCCAUCAGGAGUAGUGGUUUACACGUCUAAUGAUUAUGGACUUGAUCUGAAACUUACAUCACGUUGUCUUUGUGCUGUAUUAACAUCAAAUAGAUUUUAAAAGACAAAGUACCACAAGAGGUAUUUAAAAGCCAUAGCUCUUAAAAGACAUGAUAUAGACAUGUAAGUUAUACAUUUUGAUUCAUUUAAAAACCUUUCUGUGCAUAGGAAGUGAGGACAGGUUUGAUUGUUAUGACUCCUUUGUUUUGUAUUCAGUAAGUUGCAUUUGUGUGCAGAGCAUUUGUGGAGCUGCUAUACCUCAUGCUAUGCAAGCAGCAGUGUUUCUCAUUUGCUUGAAUGAGUAGAAACGGCUCAUCUGUCCCUUCCUAAGGCCAUAGCACUGAUGAUUACAAUCUGUAAAGUUGAGUUAUUUAGCGCACAAAAUGAAGAAAGCAAAUUGUUGAUGGAGCCCCUGUGGUUCAGUGUUUAAUACUAAACAACAUGGCAGUAUUUAGUGUGUAAAAUCUUCUACAACCAUCCUCCAGUUAGCAUAGAAUAUUGUAAAUGUUGUAAUUUUUAGCAUACGAAACAUGUUGUAUGUGAGUGAAAUGGCUUAAAAGAUGUUUCUCAGAUCAAUUUAAAUAAUCGCCUUUUUCUAAGUAUUAAAUAGUUACUGAAUAUAUUGAUAACAAUGCUUAAACACAGCGACCCUUCCCCUGUAGAGUAGUUUUCUGAAUGUUGAUAAAAUAGGUCAAUGAAUGUCUAGCACAGUCCACACAGGCUGUUGUGGAAGUGCAAUAUGAUAUUCAGGUUCAGACACAUUCAGAGAAAAAAAAAGUCCUCUUUUGCCAUAACAACAGUUAGCAUAUCAACUGAUAAAACAGAUUUUUAAAAUGAAAAUGUUGUAUAUAUCCACUGAAAAAAAAUAUCUAUAUGAUUCCUCCUUUUGUAUCUCAGUACUUAUUGUGUCUAUAUUUAUUAAGAGAACGGAUGUGGGUCAUUGUUUUUUUUUACCAUAUAUAUCCAAAUUUCUAUUAUUCCUAAUAAUAUAAUGUUUUUCCUUUUUAUAUGAAGUUAUUCUAAUAACACAUGUCAAAGGACAAAAAGUCAUUAACAUGUUUUUAAUUGAUGUUUUUUUUGUAAAGUAUUUGAUGCACAAAGUGCCCAAUAAAUACUCUCCAGUA
Molecule: messenger RNA, 3170 nt
Organism: Micropterus dolomieu (smallmouth bass)
Lineage: Eukaryota; Metazoa; Chordata; Actinopteri; Centrarchiformes; Centrarchidae
Gene: grhl1
Product: grainyhead-like transcription factor 1
Exons: 16
Coding region: 105-1949 (614 amino acids)
Biological process (GO): regulation of transcription by RNA polymerase II
Cellular component (GO): nucleus
Molecular function (GO): RNA polymerase II cis-regulatory region sequence-specific DNA binding; DNA-binding transcription activator activity, RNA polymerase II-specific
Source: RefSeq, a predicted model, not a curated record